This is a messenger RNA of Camellia sinensis, 1218 nucleotides long. The record is from RefSeq and is a predicted model, not a curated record. Lineage: Eukaryota; Viridiplantae; Streptophyta; Magnoliopsida; Ericales; Theaceae.
AUGGGGAAGUUCCGCUUCCUAGUGGAUACUCCGGCUGCGCUGGCUACGUUCAGGGAGGAAUACGGCGUCCCGGCCGAUGUCCACCUGCAACUCGCAGAAGAGGAGACCACACCUUGGGGUAGGGAGGAGUGCCCCUUCACCGUGCUAUCCAUCGUUGAAGGGGCUAUCCAAGCCUUGCAAGCCAACUACCAAUUCCCCAACGUCGAGGCAAUUCGGGCCGUGCUUAGGUACCGUCACCGAGACUGCAACGAAUUGCUCGGCUACACACCGACUUACAGAUAUUCUACUCCGCGCCGGAGUAGAGUAACCGACUUCUCCAGAGCUCCUUCGCCACCUCCAGAUCCAACCCUACCAGACGUCCCAUUAAUCCGGUUAACCGACGAGCAAGAGAUGGCCAAAAGAUCUCGGAUCAAAAACCUCCUAACCGCGACCUCAGCCGAGAUACCGAGCGUCACCACCCGUUCCCCGGCUGCCGGUCAAUCGAGUGCAGCCAUCGUAGCCCUUGCUUCUCCAGCUCCAGCUGCCGGGCAAUCUGCCAGAGAAGCGCGCCGGGCUGGAAAAAGACCAAGGGCAGAUCCCUCCGCCGAGCUCGUCGCCGAGCUGACAACCGAACAUCCAGCUGAAACUCCUGCUCCCGUGCCCGCUUGGCGUCCUCAGCUGAAGCACCGGGGACAAGACAUCCCGGCGACGGCUUCAAUCAAGGCUGACAAAGAACACUUGCUCGCCUUCGAUCUCUCCAAAGCAUUUCUCCUACCGAGCGACGUGGUAGGCAGUGACCACGUCCCUAACACCCGGCUGGUAAAAUCUUCCGUGAAGUCCAUGGCCAGGGCCAUUCAGAAACAACAUUUGGUCUUGGAGCGCAUCCACCGGCUUAGGCAGAAAGCCAACGACACUGCCAGCCAUGUUGAAAGCCUUCAAGCCGAGCUCGGCCGGGCUAAAGCUUCUCUCGAGAUGGCCAACAAUGAUAAUAACAGGCUGCUCGGUCAACUGAAUGCAGCCGAGAAAAAACAAACCGAGCUCCAGGCCGAGGUUGACACUCUGAAGAAGGAGAAGAGGAAGGCUUGCCGGGCUGCCAACAACGCCGGGUUCAACGAGGCCGAGCAGAACUACAAGAAGCAGGGAGAAUUCAUUACAAAAAAAGAGCAUCCAGUGGCUUGUGACACAAACUCUCGUUUCACUCAAAAUCAGUUUUACUGCCAAAACGACUUUGAGUGCUGA